AUGAAAACUCUGCCACUGCUGGUGUGCAUCUGUGCACUGAGUGCUUGCUUCUCAAGAUGUUUUCAUUUCUUCUACUUUCUUUCUCUUUUACAGCUCAGUGAAGGUCAUACACAGCAACAGAAAGUACUUCACAAAAAGAUUAAUGUCCAUCGAUAUACAUUAGACCACCACUCACCAUUUCAUCCCCAAUUUCGACCUGACAGGAACCUAUUAAUUCAAAAGCAUUUCCUUUUUAAUCAACCCAGACCCUGGAAGCCUUCAAAUCCAAGAAGAAAAUACAAGGGGCCAAAACAUGUCAAGCCACCUAAACAUCCAGCUAAAAAUGACACUGGGGUCAACAAUAAUACCUCAGAGGCUACCACUCAAGUCCCAUCUGUGGAACCCACAUCUACUUCCACCAAAAUUGUUCCCUCUCCAAGUGUGACAAUCCUUGCUCCGGAUGCUACCACAACGGCAAGAGAAAAUAACGGCAACACAGGCUUGUCUGCAACUACACCAUCACCACCAUCUUCCCCAGCUCUGCCAGACACCACAGCCGCCCCGCCUAUAUCUUCCCCAGCUACAGCACCUUCCCCAGCUACACCAGACACCACAGCUGCCCCACCUACACCUUCCCCAGCUACAUCAGCACCACCACCUUACCCAGCUACAGCAGACACCACAGCUGUCCCACCUACAUCUCCCCCAGCUACAUCAGCACCACCAUCUUCCCAAGCUACACCACAGACCACAGCUGCCCCACCUACAUCUCCCCCAGCUACGCCAGCACCACCAUCUUCCCAAGCUACACCAGAGACCACAGCUGCCCCACCUACAUCUCCCCCAGCUACGCCAGCACCACCAUCUUCCCAAGCUACACCACAGACCACAGCUGCCCCACCUACAUCUCCCCCAGCUACGCCAGCACCACCAUCUUCCCAAGCUACACCACAGACCACAGCUGCCCCACCUACAUCUCCCCCAGCUACAUCAGCACCACCAUCUUCCCAAGCUACACCAGAGACCACAGCUGCCCCACCUACAUCUCCCCCAGCUACGCCAGCACCACCAUCUUCCCAAGCUACACCAGAGACCACAGCUGCCUCACCUACAUCUCCCCCAGCUACAUCAGCACCACCAUCUUCCCAAGCUACACCAGAGACCACAGCUGCCCCACCUACAUCUCCCCCAGCUACGCCAGCACCACCAUCUUCCCCACCUUCACCAGAGACCACAGCUGCCCCAGAUACCACACCCAAUCCUUCCCCAACCACUCCUGACACUUCCCAAACUCCAGCUGAACCCACAACCCAAACUCCUACUCCAGCCAUUACUCAAACUACUAGUGUUGAACAAACAACUUCAUCUUCUCCCCAAGAUAUAUUUCCUCAAUUCUGGUUAGCUCUUAAUAAGCUAUGGGAGCAAUUUUGGCGUAUUACAGCAGCAAUAGUGCAUCAUACCCUGUGA
Molecule: messenger RNA, 1446 nt
Organism: Equus caballus (horse)
Lineage: Eukaryota; Metazoa; Chordata; Mammalia; Perissodactyla; Equidae
Source: RefSeq, a predicted model, not a curated record